Molecule: messenger RNA, 764 nt
Organism: Diuraphis noxia (Russian wheat aphid)
Lineage: Eukaryota; Metazoa; Arthropoda; Insecta; Hemiptera; Aphididae
Product: protein yippee-like 1
Source: RefSeq, a predicted model, not a curated record
CCUCCGACAAAGUUACACCGACCGCCGCCGUUUUCGCAGCGAUUUGCCGACAGACGACACUGCAGCCGCCGUCGUCCUCACAGUUACACUGGAUGCAUUUGAACUUGAUGUUUCGACCUGUAAYCGAGUGCCGCUGACUAUAGAGCAUCAUGGUCAAGACGUUUCAGGCGUAUCUGCCGGACUGCCACAGKACUUACUCUUGCAUUCACUGCAGGGCGCACCUGGCAAAUCACGACGAACUCAUAUCCAAGUCUUUUCAAGGCAGUCAAGGAAGAGCAUACCUUUUCAAUUCUGUUGUAAACGUCGGAUGCGGCCCGGCAGAAGAAAGGAUAUUGUUGACCGGACUACAUGCAGUCGCCGAUAUAUAUUGUGAAUGCUGUAAGACCACCCUGGGUUGGAAAUACGAACACGCGUUCGAAUCCAGUCAGAAGUACAAGGAGGGCAAGUACAUAAUCGAAAUGGCACACAUGAUCAAAGAAAACGGCUGGGAGAGUCCGCCGAAGAAAUAAACUCAUCUAUACCCUCUAUCUCUCUCUCUCUCUCUCUCUCUCUCUCGUCAAAUCUCUUUGUUUUUCCCCAUCCCCCCUUGGCCUACCCACCACCCGAGCACCCGAAAAAUUCACACUCUCUCUUUCUCUCUCUCCUGUUUUUUUUUUCCGUUCGUCCGACCUCGAAAAAAGUUUGACGUUUUUCCGGGCAUUCCGUCGUGGCGUCAGGUCAUCGCAGAGUUAUGGCGGCCACGGCGCUAGACGAAAAACCGAAUA